Messenger RNA from Toxotes jaculatrix (banded archerfish), 4074 nucleotides. It is a transcript of the gene mcm8, whose product is annotated as minichromosome maintenance 8 homologous recombination repair factor. Gene Ontology annotation, molecular function: single-stranded DNA binding; ATP binding; ATP hydrolysis activity. The coding region runs from base 115 to 2748 and encodes 877 amino acids. Gene Ontology annotation, biological process: double-strand break repair via homologous recombination. The transcript has 21 exons. Gene Ontology annotation, cellular component: MCM complex; nucleus. The record is from RefSeq and is a predicted model, not a curated record. NCBI's taxonomy places the organism in Eukaryota, Metazoa, Chordata, Actinopteri, Toxotidae.
GGGAAAUGUAAACAGCGGUGCAGUAGUGCCAGUACAUUCUGAUUUAACUUCGCAAACUUUUUACUUUCUUUAAUCGACAGACUAUUUCACUUGGGACAUAACGAAAGGAAAACAAUGAGUGGAGAGGAAUCCAGGAGAGGCUCAUGGAGGGGUGGGAGUAGAGGAUGGAAAGGAAGAGGAGGAGGAGGUGGCGGUGGUGGUGGCGGCAGUGGUGGAGGAGGUCGCGGAUGGAGAGGAAGCGGGGGAGGAUGGAGAGGUGGUGGUGGUGGAGGAUGGAGAGGGGGAGGAUGGAGGAGCAGACCAUGGGGAGGAGGAUCAGCAGGAGGAGGUGGAGGAGGAAGAGGCUCAGGAGGAGGAGGUUGGAGAGGUGGAGGUGGCUCAGGAGGAUCAGGUAACCACACCUACAGCACUCAGAGAGCUCUUUGUCAGACUACCCUAGAUGCAUUGUGUCCGUACAAAGGAUGGACACUCUACUUCACAGAAGGCUUCAUACAGAGCUCACCUAGUGUGGAGAAGAUCAAAGUGUUUGAGAAAUAUUUCACUUCCAAGAUUCACCUAUAUGACAAGGAUGAGAUUGAGCGUCAGGGCAGUGUUCUGGUGGAUUAUGCAGACUUGACUGGAGACAAGGCUGUGCGUAAAGCACUUCCUGACCUAACCACAGAGCUGAAGGAGCAGCCAGAGAUGAUACUCAGCUGUUUGGGAGUGGCCAUUCACCAGGUGCUGACUAUAGAUUUAGAGAAACAGGCGGCUGAGCUUCAAGGGGAAGAACUAUCUGUUAAUACACCAAUCAUCAACAUCCCUCACAUUAGUGCGAGGCUGUAUAACUAUGAACCGCUGACUCCGUUGCGGACAUUGCGUGCCAGUGUGUUUGGGCGGCUGGUGUGUGUGAGGGGAACAGUGGUCAGAGUUAGCAAUAUCAGACCUUUCUGUACCAGGAUGGCCUUCAAAUGCAUGGGCUGCUCGCAAAUACAGUCUCUUCCACUGCAGCAUGGGAAAUAUGCCACACCUACCAAGUGCGGCCAGCCUAACUGUCGCAGUCGUUCCUUUACCCCCAGUCGGAGUUCUCCUCUUACACACACCGUAGACUGGCAGAUCAUCAAGGUGCAGGAGUUGAUGGGCGGAGAGCAGAGAGAGACUGGACGAAUCCCGCGUACCGUGGAGUGUCACCUGACCUCUGACCUCUGUGACAGCUGCGUCCCUGGAGACACUGUUACUGUGACAGGGAUAGUUAGAGUUACCAAUGAUGGUAUUUACAGGGGGAAUAAGGAUCAGUGUAUGUUCCUCCUCUAUCUUGAAGCCACUUCAGUCAGUAAUACCAAAGGUCAGCAGUCCAAGUUAGGUCAGGGGUCAAGAGAGUCGCUCGAAGACCGUUCUGGAGGGGAGGAGUUCAGCCUGAAGGAGCUGUAUGCCAUCCAGGAGAUCCAAUCACAGCCUGACUUGCUGAGACUCUUAGUGCACUCGUUGUGUCCUGUCAUCUAUGGCCAUUUACUGGUGAAAGCUGCACUUGCCUUGGUUUUGUUUGGAGGCAAACAGAAACACACAGACAAGAACAGCGUCCCAGUCAGAGGAGACGUACACAUCCUGAUGGUGGGAGACCCUGGACUGGGAAAGAGUCAGAUGUUACAGGCAGUGUGUAAUGUGGCUCCCAGAGGAAUUUACAUAUGUGGUAACAGUACCAGCACCACAGGACUAACGGUGACUUUAUCCCGAGACUCAGGAACAGGGGAUUACGCCCUGGAGGCUGGAGCCUUGGUGCUGGCUGACCAAGGCCUGUGCUGCAUUGAUGAGUUUGAUAAGCUGGGCAACCAGCAGCAGGCUCUCUUGGAAGCCAUGGAGCAGCAGUCUGUGAGUCUGGCUAAGGCUGGAAUAGUUUCCUCUCUGCCUGCCAGAGCAUCGGUUAUAGCUGCUGCGAACCCAGUUGGAGGACAUUACAACAGAGGCAAGACUGUCUCUGAAAACCUGAAAAUGGGCUCGGCUCUCCUCUCUCGCUUUGACGUCGUCUUCCUCCUCCUGGACAUCCCAGAUGAAUCAAAUGACCGCCGCUUGUCAGAGCACGUCAUGGCGAAUAGGGCAGGAAGAGGCAGGAUCAGCAGCGCCAUAGUCAGCAGGGCCAAAAACCAGCUGGACACUUCCAUCCUACUGGAACACACAGACAUGCCGCUGUCUGAACGUUUGCAGAUCCCUGCAGGUGAAACUGUAGACCCCAUCCCAGCUUGCUUGUUGAGGAAAUACAUCAGCUAUGCUCGUCAGUAUGUCCAUCCCUCGCUCUCUCCUGAAGCAGCACAAACACUGCAGGACUUCUACCUUUCCCUAAGAUCUCAGGCACAUUCUGCUGAUGCCACACCCAUCACCACACGACAACUGGAGUCUUUAAUUAGACUCACUGAGGCGAGAGCCCGGUUGGACCUCAGAGAGACAGCUACAAAGAGUGAUGCUGAGGAUGUGGUGGAGAUCAUGAAACACAGUCUGGCAGAUACAUAUUCAGAUGGUCUGGGCAAUCUGGACUUUGAGCGCUCUCAGCUUGGGUCAGGCAUGAGUCAGCGCAGCGCUGCAAAACGACUGAUCAACGCACUGCACUCUCACGCACAGAGGACAAAUCAGAAGCAGUUUGACCUACAGAUGAUUCGAUCUGUGGCCGACAGAAUGAACAUCAAGGUGAUGGACUUUGAAGGUCUUGUGAGUUCCCUGAAUGAACAGGGUUUCCUGCUGAAGAAAGGAGCCAAGCUGUACCAGCUGCAGACAGUCUGAUCGCUGACAGCUGUAACAGAAUACGCACCUGCUCCUACCUGCAGACCUCACUACAAGGUCAGUGUUUGGGCUCAAUGAAAAGAGUAUCUCUAUAGAAAAGGGAAAAAAAACAUAAUGGGGAAUCCAUUAUUCAGACGACUUUCACUAAACUACCAACCGGCAGACUACAGUUAUAACCUUUGAAGAGACUGUAACAACCCCAGCUGACAAAGUCAGGACAAAUCUUCUCCCUGCUGAGACAGCAUCUCUCUGCAGAAUCUUACAGCAGCCAGUUUCCUGGAUGAGCACAAAGUUCCUGCUAAAAAGAGGAAUAACUCUAAACUAACUCGAGCACACACACACAUCACUGCUGAAACAGUCUGCAUUUCUUUCUACACAAAAAGCUUCUAACUGAACAAAUGUAGGACUCACCUUACUACCAUUAUCUAAGUAAAGAUAUAAAAACUAACUGUGAGGUACACAUGCGUUUGUGUCAUUUUAACAGUACGUGGUGACUGUUUCAAACAACAGUUGUAGCUGAGUCUUGUUUUCUCAGUAUUUUCAAAUUAAUGUCAGUCUUUGAUGAUGCACUGAGCAUCUUGAGAGAAAUGGUGUUGUACUUUGAUAAAUAUGUAAUGGAUGAUCAUACUAUUUCACUUAUGAGAGCAUUUUGUUUUCCACACAGGUGAGUGUACACUUAGUUGAAUAUAGUAGUAGCAAUGUUCUGUUAUUUUUAUGUACAUAGGAUGACAUAUAAAUUUAUGUGUAAAUGUAGGGCGUUCAGUAGCUUAGUAAAUUUAAUUGGAACAGUUGCUUCCAGUGAUGCAGCUUGUCCUGUGUCUGUAGAGCAGUCACUGUUGCACUCAGCUGAGACCAGUAGCCGUUAGCUAAUGGUUGGCACAGUGAAUAUUCACCCACUGAGGGUGUUUCUGAUUCAACCCAAAACACUGAACAGUCAGAGAAUAUUUUUGCCAUUUGUCAUGAUAUAAGAAUCCAACACUGCAGCCCAUUUAAACAUUUUUAAACAGUGGUAACUGGAGCAGGAAGCUUGAGACAAUGCAGAAAAUACCUUCCAUACUCAUGAUUCAGACUUUUUCUGAGGUGAUGUUAAGCUACAAAUGUAUUGUUUUAGUUUUAAGUGUUUAAGUUUUCAGUUAUCUCAGAUAUUGACUGUGGAAUCAGCCUUAAGAAUCCAAUCCUGGUUGAGUUAUAGUAUGUUGAUAUAAAAAGCUGCACAUGUACAAUACUUGCUUCCUGUUUUUCUCUUAAUGCUUUCUCAAAGGUUUUGUAUUGUCUGCUGUUUUUGGCUGCUUUCUGCGUGGUAUGCACUUUAUUAGUUAACAUGAA